Molecule: messenger RNA, 5550 nt
Organism: Aquila chrysaetos chrysaetos
Lineage: Eukaryota; Metazoa; Chordata; Aves; Accipitriformes; Accipitridae
Gene: SLC12A9
Product: solute carrier family 12 member 9
Exons: 13
Coding region: 56-2764 (902 amino acids)
Biological process (GO): potassium ion homeostasis; chloride transmembrane transport; cell volume homeostasis
Cellular component (GO): membrane
Molecular function (GO): potassium:chloride symporter activity
Source: RefSeq, a predicted model, not a curated record
GGGGCCGGGGCCGGGAGCGUUUCGGGACCGGCGGGGGCCGGGGCCGUGCCAGGCCAUGGCGAGCUCGGAGCGGAGCGCGCUGCUCACGUACCGCCUGUGCGGCGGCUCCGGCGAGGAGGAGCGGGGCCGGGAGCGCGGCCGGGCCACCGCCGCCGCCGCCGCCGCCCCCCGCAAGCUGCCCACCUUCCUGGGCGUCGUGGUGCCCACGCUGCUCUCCAUGUUCAGCGUCGUCCUCUUCCUGCGCCUCGGGUUUGUGGUGGGCCAUGCCGGGUUGUACCAAGCUCUGGCCAUGUUCGCGGUGGCAUACUUCAUCAUCGGCAUGACGGUGCUGUCUGUGUGUGCCAUUGCCACCAACGGGGCGCUGGAUGCCGGCGGAGCCUACUACAUGAUCAGCCGUGCCCUGGGCCCGGAGUUUGGGGGCAGCAUCGGGAUCAUGUUUUUCCUGGCCAAUGUGUGUGGCAGUGCCCUCUACGUGCUGGGGCUGGUGGAGGCGGUGGUGGACAGCUUUGGGAUCCCCCCUGGGCAAAAAGCGGGCACAGGCAUCCACGUCCUGCCCCAGAGCUACUGGUACGAGCUGCUCUACGGUACCGUGCUGCUGGCCCUCUGCCUCCUCGUGUGCCUUGUGGGUGCCUCCAUCUACGCCAAGGCCACCUUCCUCAUCUUCCUCAUCGUCGCAGGCGUCCUGGGCACCAUCCUUGUCAGCUUCUUCGCCACGCGGCCCAUCGGGGUGCCCAUCCGCCUGCCCCACUUCAAUGGCUCCGAGACUGAGAAUGGCUCCUUCACGGGCUUCUCCCUCACCACCCUGCGAGAAAACCUGGGGGGUGGGUACGGGGUGGACUACACCACCGGGCAGAUGAUGAGCUUCAGCUCUGUCUUCGCAGUGAUGUUCAAUGGCUGCACUGGCAUCAUGGCAGGCUCCAACAUGUCAGGGGACCUGAAGCGCCCAAGCUACUCCAUCCCACGGGGCACCAUCUCCGCCGUGCUCUUCACCUACCUCGUCUACAACCUGCUGGCUUUCCUCAUGUGUGCCACCUGCAACAGGACUCUCCUGCAGAAAGACUACGGCUUCUUGCGUGACAUCAGUAUCUUCCCACCUCUGGUCACUGUGGGCAUCUAUGCUGCCACCCUCUCCGCAGCCAUGAGCAACCUCAUCGGGGCAUCCCGCAUCCUUUAUGCUCUGGCCCGGGAUGAUCUCUUUGGCCGGGCGCUGGCGCUGGCCAAGAAGACAUCUGCCAGCGGGAACCCAGUGAUGGCGGUGAUCCUCUCCUGGCUGGUGGUGCAGCUGGUGCUUUUCUCUGGGAAGCUCAACACCAUCGCGGGGGUCGUGACCACCUUCUUCCUCCUGGUUUAUGCCACUGUCAACCUGGCCUGCCUUGCACUGGAGUGGGCAUCGGCCCCCAACUUCAGGCCCACCUUCCGGUACUUCACCUGGCACACGUGCCUGCUGGGCAUCGCGGGCUGCUGCGUCAUGAUGUUCCUCAUCAGCCCCGUGUCAGCCUCGGCAAGUCUGGGCUUCCUCCUCGUCCUCCUCCUUGCCCUCCACUACCUCUCGCCCAGCAGCACCUGGGGCUACAUCAGCCAGGCCCUCAUCUUCCACCAGGUGCGGAAGUACCUGCUGAUGCUGGAUGUGCGGAAAGACCACGUCAAGUUCUGGCGCCCGCAGAUGCUGCUGAUGGUGCAGAACCCACGGGGCAGCGCCCGCCUCAUUGACUUCGUCAAUGACCUCAAGAAGAGCGGCCUCUACGUCCUGGGCCAUGUCGAGCUGCAGGACUUGGACGCGCUGCCCUCGGACCCACUGCAGCCCCAGCAGGACUCAUGGCUGAGCUUGGUGGACAAGCUGAACGUCAAGGCCUUCAUCAGCCUCACCCUUGCGCCCUCGGUGCGGCAUGGCGUCCGGCAGCUCCUCUUCACCUCUGGCCUUGGCGGGAUGCGCCCCAACACCCUGGUGCUGGGCUUCUAUGAUGACGCGGCACCGCAGGACGGUCUAGCCCGGCACCCCGCCUUCACCAGCGCCCGCGAGGAGGUCCCCCUGGGCUUCCCCCCUCUGCGGGCGCCCGCCGACCCCAAGCUGCUGUCAGCCCGGGAGUACGUAGGCAUCGUGGCUGACGCCCUGAAGAUGCUUCGUAACGUCCUGCUGGCCCGGCAGCUGGAGAGCCUGGACAAGGCCUGGGAGCUGCGGCGGGCCGCCAGCCCCCCGCCCGCCAUCCACGUCUGGCCCGUCAAUCUGCUGCGGCCCGACAGCGCCCGCUACGCCGACACCUGCAGCCUCUUCCUGCUGCAGAUGGCCUGCGUCCUCAACAUGGCGCGGGCCUGGCGCCGGGCCCGCCUGCGCCUCUUCCUCUGCGUGGAGGCGGGUGCCAUGCCCCACGCCCAGGAGGAGAAGCUGCGCCAGCUCCUCAAAGACUUGCGCAUCCAGGCCCAGAUCCAGCUGGUGCCCUGGGACGCCGUCACCCGCCUGCACUGGCAAACCCGCCGGGGACCCCCGGGGGGGCCGGCACCCGCCGGGGAGGAGGAAGAAGAGGAAGGGGCCGUGAACUUCCCGGCCAACGCCACCCAAGUGUCCGAUGAGUACGUCUGUGCCGCCAACAAACUCGUCCUGGAGCAGAGCCCCGCGCCGGCCGUGCGCUUCCUCUACCUGCCGCGGCCGCCGGCUGACACCAGCCUCUACCCGCUCUACCUGCGCCAACUGGAGCUGCUCACCCGCGGGCUGGGCCCCACCGUGCUGGUGCACGGGGUGAGUGCCGUCACCAGCACCCAGCUCUAGGUCACCCCACCGGGUCCCCCCCCCCGGCUCCCUGCACCCUCCUUCGCCCAGUGCCUUUAGCAGCCCCAGCCUGGGGCUGUCGCCAGCCCCGGUGUCCCCACCCUGGUGCGUAGGGAGGGGUCGGUGCCCCACGCUGGGAGGUGGGUGCAGGGGGAAGGGGGUUGUUUUUCGGGGGGGUGGGGUAUCUCCUGCGGAGGAUUAAAGAUGCCCUGGCGGGAUCCAGGCCUAGCCCUGGCGCUGGCCAGGCAGCGCAGUGCAUUCACGGUGCCUUUUCUUUGAGGGGGUGGUGGGGGAUAGCGGGGUCCCAGGGGGUGCCAAGCACUGGGUGCCCUAGCUGGCUGCUGGGAACCCCUUGGCUGCACCCUCCAUCUCCCCUCCCUGUGCUUCCCCCCUCCUGCAGCCCCCACCCUCUCCUCCGCCAGCUCCUCCAGGCACCCAGCCAGCAGCGGGGAUUGAUUAAAGGCAGCCUCGACCUUGGUGCCCCAGCUCCCCGCCAUCCUCCCUGCCUUUCAUUAGGAAAAAUUAAAUGGGAAGGGGUGGGGGAGGGGAGCCCGGACGACUGGGUUCCCUGCGUGAGGCUGGGUGGUGGUGGGGGAGCAGCCGGGUGCUCGCCCUCGUGGCUACAGGGUAUGGUACCCCAGAUCUUGCUCAGCACCCCUAGUGCUGCUGGGUGGAGGCACUGGAUGCUUUAAUCUGUAGCCCCCCCCCCCCCCCCCGCCGGGGUCUGAGUCCCUGGUCCUGGCAGGGAGGGGAGAAAUGAUUUGGGGGGGGGGGGGUGGCCUCGCCCUGAUACCUGCAUCCCCUGGCCUUGUGCUGGGACCUGUCUCAUGGGGUACUGCUGCCUCCCCUCACCCAUCGUGACCUGCGCGGGGGAGCUGGCGUUGCCCCCUGCCCCCUCCUUAUUGAUUAGAGGAGGGCAGGAAAUUGCCUGGGCGCUGGACGAUAAAUCCAUUGGGUGCCUGGCAGGCGGGCAGCGUGCCCAGGCGCUGCCUGAUGGAUCGCUUCCUAUUAACCCCAGCACGGGGGGGGCUGCUCUGGGUCAGGCUGGGCUCCAGUGGGGGGGGACAAUUGUGGCACUGCUGCCUGCACCCACUCUCACCAACCCUGGCACUGCCAGCUGGCAGCUCUGCUUGGCCAGAGGGCUGGAAAAACCCAGGUGGCUGGGUGCUGCUGGGGGGAAGAAAUGGGGGGGCCCCCCCCUUGCUCCCCACAUUUUGCAGUGGAUUGUGCCCAAAUUUGUGCCCAAAUCCCCACCCCAGCGGGUGGGCAGGGGGCUGGGGCUGGCUUUGCUCACUGCCGUGGGAGGUGGGUGCCCCGGGGUGGGCACUGCGUGGCCCGCGGGGUUUAUUUACAAACAGGCGGGAGCUGGCACAGGGCAGCCGGGCACCACUGGGACCCGGCGGCCUAUAAUGUUAAUUAUCACCACGUAAUUAAAAGCCCAUAAAAAGCCUCACACUUCAUUAAAUUAAAGCUUCCCCGCACUGUGCCAACGGGCUCCAGCAGAGUUAACCUUGGCCGUGCCAGGCACCAGCUCCACUGCAGCUGGGGGCCCACGACUGGGAGUAUAUGGGACCCAAGGCUGGGGGCGUACAGCCCCCCAUGGCGUUGUAGGGGGGUUCAGCAUUGCACAUGCAUGGGCACCCCCCCCAACACCAUGCAUCACCCCUGGGCCACGUGUGCCUGGGCGCACAUGGGGAGCGCACCCGGCUGGACACACGGUGUCACACGCACACGGGGAUGCUGUCCCGCUCGGAGAUGCCCACAUCACAUGGACACGUGUGCCCAUGCCACCCCUCCAGACACGCCAUCACACACACUGGGACAUGGGCAGGGGGCUGACACAGGUGCACACCCAGCUGUGCGCGUACAGCGUGCAUGGCUGCUGCAAAGGUAGCACCGCACGCCGGCACAGCAGCUCUGGCACACCGGCUCCGGCGCGCAACACCCACGCAGCGCACACCUACACAAACAGCAUUUCUUCCUCCCUCUAACAUACAGACAGGCAGACAAACAGACAAACACCCUGCGUCUUCUCCAGGCUCCCACCCGUCACUGCGGGUGCCUGGGGAGGUGAUAGGCUGCGUGGAGAGCACCCAUCUGUGCCUGCCCCUCUGUGCCUCAGUUUCCCCAUGGGCUGGGCUGGGGCAGGGGAAAGGGGUGCAUGGGAGACCCCCAAACCCUCCUGGUGGCUGGGUGCCCUGGAUCAGGGGUGCUGUGUCUGGGGGGAUACCGGGGGGGGGGGGGGGGGGGCAGCACACAAGGAGGGGCACGUAUGCACGGAGGGAGUGUGUAUGCGUUAAGGGGGAUAUGCAUGGACUAGGAAUGUGCGUGUGCAUGCAUGCACAGAAGGGGGUGCUGUGCUGGGGGGGCUGUAUAUGUGCACAAGGGCGUGUGUACAUGUUCACAAGGGGUGUCUAUAGGUGCACAUGCAUUGGGGUGUAUAUAUACCCACCCCUAGAUGUGACGUACUGAUGUGCACACAGGGCUCAAGAAGGGGGGGGGCAGGGGAGCACACACACCUGUGAACACAGGGUGUGCAAACUGGCACAUGUGUGUGCCUAGUACCCCCGGGCACUGCUGCCAAGCAGGGCUGUGGGCAGGGGCCAGCCAGGGGGCUGUGGGGUGCAGGGGCUGGCCGGGGGGUUAGGGGGGCAGGCACCAGCGGGUGCCUGUGCCCCAGCCCCGCGGGGGUGGGCAGCCAACGGAGCCUCGGCUAUUUCUUGGAAAUUUCGCAGCAUUCAUUUCAGUGCAAAUAAAAGCUGUCAUUGCCGGAGAAAUGAUACUGA